AUGGAGGUGUUUUCUAAGGUGCUUCACUCUCGGUUUGAUGCGGGAUAUAUCAUGUACCAUCCAAAAACUGAAGAACUCGGUAUCUCACAUUUAAUGUUUGCAGAUGAUGUGAUGGUCUUGUUCGACGGUGGCUCCUCAUCGCUCCACAGCAUAAUGGAGGCCCUCGACAAUUUUGUUAGCUGGUAUGGUCUUAAAAUGAACAAAGAUAAAACACAGUUGUUCUUAGCAGGUGUAAACGAAGUGGAAUCAACGACAGUGGAAGAAUAUGGUUUCACGAAGGGCUCACUUCCAAUCCGUUAUUUGGGCUUGCCUUUUAUGCAUAGAAAGCUAAAAAUCGUGGAAUAUGAGCCGUUAAUGGAGAAAAUCAGAGGAAGGUUCUUGAGGACAAAAGUGGGUAAUGGUCAAUCAACGAGUUUCUGGUUUGAUGUCUGGACUCCACUGGGGCCGUUCAGGACCGAGGGACUUAUGCAUUCCUUCCUCAGCCAAGGUCUCAGAGGCAUGCUCAAAUGGCACCUGGAACUUACCAGCGUCAAGAUCAGAAAAGGCUGUGGAAUUGCAGGCUCAACUGGAUUUGGAAUGGACUUGGUUUGUAUUAUAUUAGUUCUAUACUCCCAUUCAAAGCCUAAGACUUGGGAAGCGGUGAGACCUAGGGCGGACUCGAAACCGUGGAGCAAUUCGGUUCAGCUCAGAGAUUUGGCAGUUGGUGUUGCAGAGACUAGAUCCGACGCAUCGCGCCAUAAUGUCCUGAUCGGAGCUACUAUCUUGGUAUAA
This is a messenger RNA of Microthlaspi erraticum, 771 nucleotides long. The record is from the annotation of a GenBank genome assembly. NCBI's taxonomy places the organism in Eukaryota, Viridiplantae, Streptophyta, Magnoliopsida, Brassicales, Brassicaceae.